UUUUCCUCGUUUCAAGCAAAGGUAUUCCUUCAUUGUACCACCUGUUAAUGAUCUUUAUGCCAUACUGGAUAGUUUGAAGGUUAGUGAUACAGUUAUGCUGAUAUGGCCAGGAGAUGAGGAGCUUGGAGAUGCUGGUGAAUUGCUCCUCUCAUGUAUCUUGGCACAAGGUUUACCUUCAGUGGUCCAUGUUUUAUCAUCUCUUGAAGAACUCUCUCAGAAGGAUCCAACCUCCAGUCAAGAUGAACCUAUGGAUGCUGAAGGUCUUUGGAAAGAACUGAACAAUCGUUUAGUUCUAGGACAACAGUCACCUCAUAAAAGAGCUUGUAAGAGGCAGCGUGCUAAACAAAAUAUUUUAAAGGAAAUUGAGAUCAGAUUCCCUGGCCCCGUCAGAAUACAUUCAUUAGAGCGAGACCAAGAUGCCAUGCUUGUUUUGCGUCAGAUUGGAGCCCAAAAGCAACGUCCAAUAUUUUUCCGGGAUAAUCGUGUGCACAUCAUGGCAGAAAAAGUGGAAUUUGUUGGGGAGGGCUCAUCUGGGAUCUUGAAGGUACAUGGUUAUGUGCGAGGAACUCCUCUGUCUGCAAACAGUCUCGUACACAUCCCUGGAUGGGGUGAUUAUCAGAUGAGCCGGAUAGAUUUGACAGGCGAUCCUCAUCCACUGGAACUUGGUAAAGGUACCAAAGCCGUGGAUGAAUGUGAGACUCAUAUUUUUGAAGAAGCUGACCCAGAUCUGCAAGAAUCCCUUGUUUCCACAAAUGAGGUUGAUCCAAUGGAGGGUGAACAAACAUGGCCAACUGAGGAAGAACUCAAAGAGGCAGAGAACCAAAUGAAGGGAAGCACUCGCAAAAAACUUGUGCCAAAAGGGACAUCAGCUUACCAGGCAGCUUGGAUUCUUGAUGAGGAUGAUGAUGGUGACAAUGAUGAAGAUAAAAUUGGUGAUGAAGGAAGCUGUACAGAGGAUGAAGAAGAGAACACAAAGGAAGACUACAUGGUCCCUGUAGAUGUUGCUUCUCAGGAUGGGAAUGAAUAUGAUAAUGAUGAUGAUGAUGAUGAUGAGGAAUUUGAAACUAUGACUAUGACUGAUGCUGGAGACUGUAAUUAUGAUGAGAAAGUGGACUAUAAAGCAGAACAAGAUGCUUUUGAAAAGAUGCAAGCUGUGAAAGAUGAUAUGAACUUUCCUGAUGAGAUAGACACACCAAUGGACACUCCUGCUAGAGUACGUUUUCAAAAAUUCCGUGGUCUUCAGAGCUUUAGAACCUCCACUUGGGAUUACAAUGAAAAUCUCCCAGUAGACUAUUCAAGGAUAUUUCAAUUUAGAAAUUUUACACAUACCAAGAAGAGAAUUUUAAAAGAAGAGAAAGAAGGUGCUCUUCCGGGAUGGUAUGUUGUAGUUCAUAUCAAGGAUGUACCUCGUCAUCUUUAUGAUAGCCAAGUUACUAUUCAGUCACCACUAGUUGUUUUUGGCCUUCUUCCCCAUGAACAGAAAAUGUCUGUUGUAAAUCUUGUGAUCAAAUCACACGCUAGUGGACAUUAUCGAGCCAUCAAGGCCAAAGAAAGGUUGAUAUUUCACCUCGGCUUCAGAAGAUUUGCUAAUCAACCUGUAUUCAGUGAACAUACCACUGGAAAUAAACACAAGUUUGCCAGAUUUUUCCAUCCUGGUACAACAGUUGUUGCUACAAUGUUUGCACCCAUAACUUUUCCUCCACUGUCAGUGUUAGUGUUCCGGGAGCGGCCUGAUGGGGCUCAGGACUUAGUUGCUACUGGAUCCUUGUUGAGUGUUGAUCCCAAGAGGAUGGUAAUCAAAAGAGUAGUGCUUAGUGGCCACCCAUUUAAGGUUAAUCGUAAAACUGCAGUGGUACGCUUCAUGUUCUUCAAUAGAGAGGAUGUUUUGUGGUUUAAACCUGUAGAACUCCGCACAAAAUGGGGUCGAAGAGGACAUAUCAAAGAGCCAUUAGGUACGCAUGGUCACAUGAAAUGUCAUUUUGAUGGAAAAUUGAAAUCCCAAGAUACUGUACUUCUCAACUUAUACAAACGAAUGUUUCCUAAGUGGACCUUUGAUCCAUAUGUUCCACGACCUCCACCUCUAUAUACCUUCCACUCUUCUGGGAAUGUAGAUGACCAGUCAAGUGAUGAAGACUCCAAUGUUGAUUCUUUGCCUAAGAAAAGAGCAAAAAUUGUAAAUUUUUUGUCUUGAUCAUAUUUUCCCUUUCUAAUACGUACUAAGUUUUUAAAAAGAAAACUUUUCAACUUUUAUCUAAUGGUCCUAAAGAGUAUGAGAGACUAUAAAACAUAAAGUACAGGUACACCACCACUUCAUACAGGCUAUGUAUAUACAUAUUAUUUAUAUAAUGAUUCUAAUUUCAUUUGUUGCUGUUGUCCUAAAUUAGUGAGUUUUAAGAAUAAAGUUUUGAUAGUGA
This is a messenger RNA of Macrobrachium nipponense, 2414 nucleotides long. RefSeq names its product pre-rRNA-processing protein TSR1 homolog (gene Tsr1). Lineage: Eukaryota; Metazoa; Arthropoda; Malacostraca; Decapoda; Palaemonidae. The record is from RefSeq and is a predicted model, not a curated record. Gene Ontology annotation, cellular component: preribosome, small subunit precursor; nucleus. Gene Ontology annotation, molecular function: U3 snoRNA binding; GTP binding; GTPase activity. Gene Ontology annotation, biological process: ribosome biogenesis; maturation of SSU-rRNA from tricistronic rRNA transcript (SSU-rRNA, 5.8S rRNA, LSU-rRNA); endonucleolytic cleavage of tricistronic rRNA transcript (SSU-rRNA, 5.8S rRNA, LSU-rRNA).